UGGAGAGCAGCUAGUAUAAAAAGCUUGAGCCCGGUGCUCCGGGAAGCAGCAGCUGCCACUCACUCCGGCAGUCCGACUCCAAACACAGGAUAUAAACGCGAGCAGGACAGCAGCCCUCCCUGGAGCAUAAACCUGCGCGGUUUAGCUUCACAAGAUGGACUUGAGGGUAACGAGCCUUCUUUUUGUCCUCCUGGCUCUGGCCGAGGCAACUCCUGAGAGGUACCAUGCUCCACGAGUGACCAAGGUUCCCUACCCGGUGAAGAGCCAUGCUGUUGCAGGAGCACCAGGUGAGCCAGGUCUUCCAGGUGAGCCAGGACCCAUGGGGCCACCAGGACCUCCGGGAGAAAGAGGUGUUGGACACACAGGACCACGAGGCCCACCAGGGCCUCCUGGGGCCCCAGGCCACUCUCAAGCGGGUAAACCUGGUACCCCAGGAGCACCAGGAAAACCAGGUAACCCUGGCAUUCCUGGUGACAAAGGUGCAACUGGUGCAACCGGACAAAUGGGACCAAGAGGUGCACCUGGUACACCUGGAACCCCUGGACCUGCUGGGCUUUCAGCUACUGGAAAACCUGGACCAGCUGGGAUCGCUGGUGCAAUGGGUCCAAGGGGUGAGCCUGGUUUGAAGGGGCACCCUGGCAUCCCUGGUCUUCCAGGGCCCGCAGGAGAAAGAGGCAUUGGUGUACCUGGAGUCCAGGGACCACCAGGUCCAACUGGACCAAUGGGCCCAACGGGUAUGCCAGGCAAAUCUGGAAUUGGCACUCCUGGUGCCACUGGUUAUCCAGGAGAACCUGGAAAACCGGGCAUGCCAGGAAGAGAUGGAGCACCUGGGCCAAAGGGAUUGCCAGGCCCUAAGGGUCACACUGGACCACCAGGUGUAGGAUCUUCAGGGAAGCCAGGUCAGAACGGUACGCCAGGUAUGCCUGGACCUAUGGGGCCUAAGGGUCCACAGGGUCCAGCUGGUCAGCCAGGUUCCCCUGGUAUGCCAGGUGUUGGUAAAACAGGUGAGGCUGGAAUUCCAGGAAGCAGAGGUGCUCCCGGCACUCCGGGAACCACUGGUCAAAAAGGAGAACCAGGCCCAACUGGAUUUACUGGUCACCCAGGUGCUCCGGGUCCAAUUGGCCCAGCUGGUCCACAGGGUGCAAGAGGAUUUCAGGGUGAGUCAGGUCCAGUGGGACCCAAAGGUGACAUUGGUAUGGUAGGUGCACCAGGUCCAAGAGGAGCCAAAGGUGAGCAGGGAGCUCAGGGUUUCACUGGAAAACCAGGUAUCCCUGGGGCAGUAGGUCCUUCAGGAAUUCCAGGUCAUAAUGGUGCUCAGGGUCCAAAGGGUUCUCAGGGUCAUGCUGGUCCUCCAGGUCUCCCUGGUUCAAAUGGUGCACCUGGACUAAAAGGACAUACAGGCCCCGCAGGAGCACCAGGAAAAAGUGGUGAACCUGGUAGGCCAGGACCAGUGGGACCAGUUGGACCACCUGGUCCAACAGGUCCAGCUGGACUUAAGGGUCAUCCAGGGCACCCAGGUCCACCUGGUCCAGCUGGUCUGACGGCCAAGGGAGUUUCUGGGCCUCAGGGUCCUCCUGGACUUCCAGGUGAGAGAGGCCAGGAUGGUCUCCCUGGUGCGGCUGGUCCUCCUGGUCCACCUGGUCCACCAGGAGAAGUAGUCUACCACCAUGACAAGAGCAUGCCAAUCAAAUCCCAUGAAGUUAUGAUGCCUCAUGAAAUGAUGAAGGCUCCCAUGUCUGCCUUUAGUGCUGUGCUGACCGUGGCCUACCCCCCUGCUGGAAGCCCCAUUCAGUUCAACCAGGUUGUUUACAACGGAGAGCAACACUAUGAUCCCCACAGUGGUGUCUUCACCUGUCAGGUCCCAGGCCUUUACUUCUUCAGCUUUCACAUGCAUGUCAAUGGUGCCAAUGCACUGGUGGCACUCUACAAGAACGAGGAGCCGGUUGUUUUCACCUAUGAUGAGUACAACAAGGGUUUCCUGGACCAGAUGUCUGGCAGUGCUGUUCUCAUGCUGCAUCCUGGUGACAGAGUGUAUGUGCAGGUUCCUGAUGAGGAGAGCAAUGGUAUAUUUGCUGCAGACAACGUUCAUUGUAUUUUCUCUGGGUUCUUAAUUGCAUCAACGUGAUUUUUAAAAAAUCCCCUUAAAGAAAAAGAUCGGUUUAAGAGUUUCAGGUUAAGAUAGUGAAUUGGUUCAGAGUCUGACAAGUUAAACUGCCUCAUUAAAGUUUAAACGAUCUCUAUUUGCUAAACGAUAAGAAAGGAUUCACUUACAGGAGAUCCGUUCAAUUUAAGGUUUCCAUGUUCCAGCCGACUUCGGUCCCCUAUUCACCAUGCGUCAAAGAAAUUUUCCAAAAAGUUAGAAUGAUUUUGGAAGAUAUUUUAAGUGGUGCUUUACAAUUGCCUGGUAUCUUUACAGUGCAUUUUUGUUUGUCUUUGUUAAUGUUUGUUGUUUAAAACGUUCUCUGUCAUUUACAUAGUAAACUAUGAAAAACCUUUGUAAUAUAUGUCAUUAAAGAUCAGCACAUUCUCACAAGCACUUUGACCUCCAAAAGAACACAGGAAGAGAAAUUCAGACUGCUUUUAAAAACUAUGUCCCGUUGGAUGUGUUAAGUUAUAAACCACUUACUGAUCAAAACAUGGAAUAAAAGUUUGACUUUGAAAAAA
Messenger RNA from Nothobranchius furzeri (turquoise killifish), 2664 nucleotides. RefSeq names its product collagen, type X, alpha 1b (gene col10a1b). The record is from RefSeq and is a predicted model, not a curated record. Gene Ontology annotation, molecular function: protein binding. Lineage: Eukaryota; Metazoa; Chordata; Actinopteri; Cyprinodontiformes; Nothobranchiidae.